This is a messenger RNA of Linnemannia hyalina, 2409 nucleotides long. The record is from the annotation of a GenBank genome assembly. NCBI's taxonomy places the organism in Eukaryota, Fungi, Mortierellomycota, Mortierellomycetes, Mortierellales, Mortierellaceae.
AUGGCCUCAUACAACAAUACAAAGGAGCAGACGAUGACUGCAGAACAAGCAACAGCACCAACAACAGGCGCACCAGGAGGAAGAAGAGGAGGAGGAGGCGGAGGAGGAGGGCGUGAGGCUGUCCCGUUCUCAUCUAGGCCCCAGAACCCGUUUAACGCCGACGAAGAAGAAGACCCAUUCCAGCCCCAUUUCAACCAUGAGCAUGAGCUCCGACAGCAGCAACACCACCAGCCCUUUAUCGACAUCACCUCUGACAGUUAUAGCCCUGUCCCACCGGUGGUUGCCAAUAACAGCAACAACAACAACGCCAAGAACCCGUUUGCUGAUGUGUCAGGAGAGCCGGAAAGACGAGGACGAGGGCAUGCGAGAGGAGAGGCUGAUAACGACUCGUUCGAGUCUGACACUGAGGAGGACGAUUACGGUGAUAGUCUGAGUGACUAUACCUCCAGCAGCAGCGGUGACGACGGGUUUGGUACCGAUUCUGACGAUGGCGAUGGUGGUCAUGGAUCCCUCAAGAAGAAGAGAGCAGCAGGAGCAUUGGCAGACACCUCGUACCGCGAACCAGAGGACGGAGACGACGACGAUGAACAAGAAGACACCCAGCAACUCCUCCUUUCGUCCAACAAUACCAAGAUGGGUGGGAUGGGGAUGGGUAUGCGUGUUGGAGAGACGGGUACAGGAACCAUGAUUGGACUGGAUCUGGAACCCCAUGGAGACGGGAGGGCAUUUGGGUUUGGACAUGGCCAGCAGAAGGAUGAAUAUGAUACGCUGCCCCUGUCGACCGUCAACAGUCGUGGCCGUCGAAAACAUCGUCGUCGUCACCGUCAGAGGAAGGAAGACGGAGAUAUCCACGAAGAGUACGAAGGAGAUGAUGAUGAUGAAGCGGAUGAAACGGGUAGGGUUGGAAGGUCUGGCAAGCGGAAAAGUAGAGGUAGCAAGAAGAAGCGUAGGAGAGACGGUAGAGCAGGAGCAGGAUCGGCUGUAGCAGGAGAUGGAGGCGACACGCCUAUUUUGGGUCUUGGCGCGAUCCGGGCAGAGCAAGUAGCGGCAAUUGCCAAGAAACAAGCCCGCGUGCAGAUGGCCUGGAACGCCUUUUAUGUCUUUGCAUGGUACUCUUGUUCGACGGCCCUUUCUUUUUACAACAAGUGGCUGUUCUCGCCACAACACCACAACUUCCAGUUCCCGCUCUUCACGACCAGUCUUCACAUGGUUGCUCAGUUUGCCCUCUCGUCCCUCACGCUCUUCCUCUUGCCUGCCAUGCGACCAAAGGUUUCUCCCUCUCCCAAGGACUUUGGAACCAAGAUCGUGCCCUGCGCUGUUGCAUCGGGAUUGGACAUUGGACUGAGUAACAGCAGUCUGAAGACCAUUACCCUCGCCUUCUACACCAUGUGCAAGUCGUCGUCGUUGGCGUUUGUGCUUUUGUUUGCCUUCUUGUUCAGGCUGGAAAGGCCUACUUGGACAUUGGCAGGAGUCAUUGGCGUGAUUUGUGUGGGCCUGUUCAUGAUGGUCAUGUCCGAAGUCGACUUUGUCCUUAUCGGGUUCAUCCAAGUCAUGGCGGCAGCGGUACUAGGAGGUCUGCGCUGGUCAUUGACCCAGAUGCUGCUAGAACGCACCGACACCAAAUCCGGAAGUCUCGCCAACCCAAUCUCGACCAUCUUUUUCCUAUCACCCAUCAUGGGCGUCUGUCUCUGUAUUGUCGCAGGGAUCUUUGAAGGGUUCGGGACGAUCUUUGGAUCGCCGUUCUUUGCGACUGCAGGAUCUGCGAUGGGGACGUUGGGGUUGUUGUUCUUGGGUGGUGUCUUUGCGUUUAUGAUGGUCCUUGCCGAGUUUAAUCUUAUUGCGCGGACUAGUGUUGUCACCUUGUCCGUCCUGGGUAUCGUCAAGGAGGUAGUGACGAUUGUGAUAUCGUCGUUGGUAUUCCACGACCACUUGACGCUAGUCAACAUCAUGGGUCUCUUUGUCACAUUAACGGGUAUCGGGUUCUACCAUUUCAUGAAGCUGCGACAGAUGAAAUCCAAGGCCCGCCGGGCCGCCAAGGAGCUUGCGGACACUGAGCUGGCGAAUGCUGUAAAGAAGAAGGAGCGUGCGCUUGAGAGGCAGCGUCGGCGGGAAGAAAAACAUGCUCGUCGUCAAGGAGACCAUGGGAUUGCCGGGGGGUUGGGAUUGAGGAUGACUGGUGGGACUUUGGACCCGUCUCUGGAGGAUGAUGAGGUUGAUAACCCGUUUAGAGAUCGACGGGGUAUUAGAGGCGGUGGUGGUGGUGGAGAGGAAGAGUUGCCUUGGAAUCAUAGUCUGCCAUCUGGUGCGACGCUGCAGAAACAACAGUCGCAGCAGCAUCAGGAGGAGGAUGCGUUUGUGUUGGAUGAUGAUGAGGUGGUUGUAGUAGGAGGCGGUGGUGGAGGCAAGUAA